Messenger RNA from Peromyscus leucopus (white-footed mouse), 4369 nucleotides. RefSeq names its product transient receptor potential cation channel subfamily A member 1 (gene Trpa1). The coding region runs from base 137 to 3511 and encodes 1124 amino acids. Gene Ontology annotation, biological process: monoatomic ion transport; transmembrane transport. The transcript is spliced from 28 exons. Gene Ontology annotation, molecular function: protein binding; monoatomic ion channel activity. The record is from RefSeq and is a predicted model, not a curated record. Gene Ontology annotation, cellular component: membrane. NCBI's taxonomy places the organism in Eukaryota, Metazoa, Chordata, Mammalia, Rodentia, Cricetidae.
CCGGUGGCAGAACCGGUCUUUGGCUGUAGGGAAUCUCCCGAGCAGAGCCCGGUGCAGGUCCCAAGCUCACAGUGCCCUGUCACCAGGUGCCGCCUUGUGGGGAGCAGCUGCGCCAGCUGGCGUCCAGGUGGAGUCAAUGAGGUGCAGCCUGAGGAGGAUGCUGCGCCCGGAGGAGAGGAAGGAGAUCCAGGGCGUUGUCUAUCGCGGCGUGGAGGAAGACAUGGACUGCUCCAAGGAAUCCUUUAAGGUGGACAUUGAAGGAGAUAUGUAUAGAUUAGAAGACUUCAUCAAGAACCGAAGAAAACUAAGCAAAUAUGAGGAUGAAAGUAUCUCCCCUUUGCAUCAUGCAGCAGCAGAAGGUCAGAUUGAACUAAUGAAGAUGAUCAUCCAUGGUUCUUCUUGUGAAGUGCUGAAUACAAUGGAUAAUUGUGGAAAUACCCCACUGCACUGGGCUGCAGAAAAAAACCAAGUUGAAAGUGUGAAGUUUCUUCUUAGCCAAGGAGCAAAUCCAAACCUUCGAAACAGCAACAUGAUGGCACCCCUUCACAUAGCUGUACAGGCCACGUACAAUGAAAUGACCAAGGUCUUGAUUGAGCACACCACCACCAACAUCAAUUUAGAAGGAGAAAAUGGAAACACAGCUCUGAUGUCCGCAUGUGCCAAAGACAACAGUGAAGCUUUGCAGCUUUUGUUAGAAAAAGGAGCGAAGCUGUGUAAAUCAAAUAAAUGGGGAGACUACCCUGUUCACCAGGCUGCAUUUGCAGGUGCCAAGAAAUGCAUGCAAUUAGUACUAAACUAUGGUGAAAAGCACGGCUUCACCAAGGAGUCUCAUAUUAACUUUGUGAAUCAUAAGAAAGCUAGCCCACUCCACCUGGCAGUUCAAAGUGGUGACUUGGACAUGAUCAAAAUGUGCCUGGACAAUGGUGCGCACAUCGACAUGAUAGAGAAUGGCAAAUGCAUGGCCCUCCAUUUUGCUGCAACCCAGGGAGCCACUGACAUUGUUAAACUCAUGAUCUCAUCCUAUACUGGAAGCAGUGAUAUUGUGAAUGCAGUUGAUGGCAAUCAGGAGACCCUGCUUCACAGAGCCUCAUUGUUUGACCACCAUGACCUGGCAGACUACUUAAUUUCAGUGGGAGCAGACAUCAACAGUACUGAUUCUGAAGGACGCUCUCCACUUAUUUUAGCAACUGCUUCUGCAUCUUGGAAUAUUGUGAAUUUGCUCCUCUCCAAAGGUGCCAAAGUAGACAUAAAAGAUCAUCUGGGGCGUAACUUUUUACAUUUGACUGUACAACAGCCUUAUGGACUAAAAAAUUUGCGGCCGGAGUUUAUGCAGAUGCAACAUAUCAAAGAGCUCGUGAUGGAUGAAGACAAUGAUGGAUGUACGCCUCUCCACUAUGCGUGUAGGCAGGGAGUCCCAGUCUCUGUAAAUAACCUCCUUGGGUUCAAUGUGUCCAUUCAUUCCAAAAGCAAAGAUAAGAAAUCACCCCUGCAUUUUGCAGCCAGCUAUGGACGCAUCAAUACAUGUCAGAGGCUUCUACAAGACAUAAGUGACACGAGGCUUUUGAAUGAAGGGGAUCUCCAUGGAAUGACCCCUCUUCACCUGGCAGCAAAGAAUGGACAUGAUAAAGUUGUUCAACUUCUUCUGAAGAAAGGGGCAUUGUUUCUCAGUGACCACAAUGGCUGGACGGCUUUGCAUCAUGCAUCCAUGGGCGGGUACACUCAGACCAUGAAGGUCAUUCUUGAUACUAACUUGAAGUGUACUGAUCGACUAGAUGAAGAAGGGAACACAGCGCUCCACUUUGCAGCGCGGGAGGGCCACGCCAAGGCUGUUGCUAUGCUUCUGAACUACAACGCUGACAUCGUCCUGAACAAGCAGCAAGCCUCCUUUCUGCACAUCGCACUGCACAACAAGCGGAAGGAAGUGGUCCUCACAACCAUCAGGAGCAAGAGAUGGGAUGAGUGUCUUCACGUUUUCAGUCAUUAUUCUCCAAGCAACAGAUGUCCAACCAUGGAAAUGGUAGAAUACCUUCCUGAGUGCAUGAAAGUUCUUUUAGACUUCUGCAUGAUCCCUUCCACAGAGGACAAGUCCUGUCAAGACUACCACAUUGAAUAUAAUUUCAAAUAUCUUCAGUGCCCACUAGAAAUGACCAAAAAAAUGACACCUACCCAGGAUGUGAGAUAUGAGCCUCUGACAGUCCUCAAUGUCAUGGUACAACAUAACCGCAUAGAGCUUCUCAACCACCCUGUGUGUAAGGAAUACUUACUUAUGAAAUGGUGUGCUUAUGGUUUCAGAGCCCAUAUGAUGAACCUAGGGUCUUAUUGUCUUGGUCUCAUUCCCAUGACCUUUCUUGUUGUCAAAAUAAAGCCUGGAAUGGCCUUCAACUCCACUGGAAUCAUCAAUGAAACUAGUAAUAAUUUGGAUCCAGUAAACACUCUGAAUUCAUUUCCAAUAACAAUAUGUAUGGUUCUUGUUUUCUUAUCAAGUAUAUUUGGAUAUUGCAAAGAAGUGGUCCAAAUUUUCCAACAGAAAAGAAAUUACUUCCUGGAUUACAACAAUGCUCUGGAAUGGAUUAUCUAUACAACCAGCAUCAUCUUUGUAUUACCCUUGUUUCUCAACAUCCCAGCAUAUAUGCAGUGGCAAUGUGGAGCAAUAGCAAUAUUCUUAUACUGGAUGAACUUUCUAUUAUAUCUUCAGAGGUUUGAGAACUGUGGAAUUUUCAUUGUUAUGUUGGAGGUGAUUUUUAAAACAUUGUUGAGAUCAACGGGCGUGUUUAUCUUCCUCCUAUUGGCUUUUGGCCUCAGCUUUUAUGUCCUCCUGAACUUCCAAGAUGCCUUCAGCACUCCAUUGCUCUCCUUAAUCCAGACUUUCAGCAUGAUGCUAGGAGACAUCAACUAUCGAGAUGCCUUCCUAGAACCAUUCCUAAGAAAGGAAUUGGCAUAUCCAAUUCUGACCUUUGGGCAACUUAUUGCCUUCACAAUGUCUGUCCCAAUUGUUCUCAUGAAUUUACUAAUUGGUUUGGCAGUUGGGGACAUUGCCGAGGUCCAGAAGCAUGCAUCACUGAAGAGGAUUGCUAUGCAGGUGGAACUUCAUACCAACUUAGAGAAAAAGUUGCCUCUCUGGUACUUACGCAAAGUAGAUCAGAAGUCCACCAUUGUGUAUCCAAACAGACCCAGGCAUGGCAGGAUGCUGCGAUUUUUUCAUUACUUUCUUUGUACCCAAGAAACACGGCAAGAAGUACCAAACACUGACAUGUGUUUGGAAAUGGAAAUAUUGAAACAGAAAUACAGAUUGAAGGACCUCACUUCUCUCUUGGAAAAGCAGCAUGAACUCAUCAAACUCAUUAUCCAGAAGAUGGAAAUCAUCUCAGAGACAGAAGAUGAAGAUAACCAUUGUUCUUUCCAGGACAGAUUUAAGAGGGAGAGGCUGGAGCACAUGCACAGCAAAUGGAAUUUUGUGUUGAAUGCAGUUAAGACAAAACCACACCUAAACAUUAGUCACCCAGACCUUUAGUGGGGUGCCUUAUGGGAGUGGGAGACUUACUGCUUGACUUACUUCAGUGAAUGUCAGUUUGGAAAGAGCAAAGAAAGAGGAGUUGGACAGAUGUCACCGUCACUGCAUGGGAAACUGUAGUUCCUGAAAAUCAUAUAUAUAUAUUAUGUCAAUCACCAUGUAUUGGGAAUAUCCUUUCUGACAUAUUCAAGUUGGACUUUAAUGAAGGGUAAUCUUAUUUGACUGAAUAGAAAGCAAAGUUGUUAGAACACACAUUAUGAAGGACAAGAAUAAAUGUAAUUAUUAAGCCAGGACACAAAUGUCAAUAUUAGAUUCCUAUUCAAUAUAUGCUGAUAUAAUAUGAUUAGAUAACUAUAGUUAUAUAUAUAGUGGUAUAUAUAGUGGCAUAACUAUAUAACAGGAGAUGUCUAUAGUCCCAAGUAUUAGAUUCAAACUUCUACCAUAUAAAGCCUUCCUGUGUUAGAACCUGGGGUGGGACACUGUAAUCUCUGUUUCUAUGGUCCCUCCCUUCUUCAUCUUCACAUUAGCAUCACCCUGAGACACUUGACUGAAGUCCUAAUUAGUAGACUGUGGUAAGUGUGAAUGUUAUAGUCGCUGUGUGUUCCCUCUGUAUUUACUUUGUCAAUUGUGGUAGUUUAAAUGAGAAAUGUUGCCCAUAGGUUCAUGCGUUUGAACACUUGGACCCCGUUGGUGUUGCUGUUUAGAGAGGUUUGGCAACCUUGCUUGCUCUCUACUUUCUGGGUGUGGAUGAAAAAUGUGAUCAGUCAGAUUCCUGGUCCUGCUGCCAUGACCUCUUGUCCAUUAUGGACUCUUCCUUUGGAACUGUAAGCAAAAAUAAACUGUUUUCCUUCAAAUUUC